Talaromyces marneffei is the source of this 3240-nucleotide messenger RNA. RefSeq lists its product as uncharacterized. Lineage: Eukaryota; Fungi; Ascomycota; Eurotiomycetes; Eurotiales; Trichocomaceae. The transcript is spliced from 5 exons. Gene Ontology annotation, biological process: isoleucyl-tRNA aminoacylation. The coding region runs from base 1 to 3240 and encodes 1079 amino acids. Gene Ontology annotation, molecular function: ATP binding; tRNA binding; aminoacyl-tRNA deacylase activity. The record is from RefSeq and is a predicted model, not a curated record.
AUGUCCAUUGACUUUCCCGCUGAAGAGGAGGCCGUCCUCAAGCGGUGGAGGGAGAUCGAUGCCUUUCGCCGACAGGUUGAGCUCUCCCGCGGCCGGAAGCCUUACACUUUCUACGAUGGACCUCCUUUCGCAACCGGUCUUCCCCAUUAUGGCCACUUGCUCGCGAGUACCAUCAAGGACAUCAUUCCUCGUUACUUUUCAAUGACCGGUCACUACUGCGAGCGAAGAUUCGGCUGGGAUACACACGGUGUGCCAAUCGAACAUGAAAUCGACAAGAAGCUCGGAAUGUCCGGGUCUGAAGCCGUCGAAAAACUAGGUAUCGCCCAGUACAACGCAGAAUGUCGAGCAAUCGUGAUGAGAUACGCCGGAGAAUGGCGACAAACUAUCGAAAGACUCGGUCGUUGGAUUGAUUUCGACAACCCCUAUCGUACCCUCGACGCUACCUUCAUGGAGUCGGUUUGGUGGAUCUUCAAGCAAUUGGCGGACAAGGACAUGGUAUACCGUGGAUACAGAGUUAUGCCGUACUCAACAGCCCUCAAUACACCUUUGAGUAACUUUGAGGCUUCUCAAAACUAUAAAGAUGUGACCGACCCGGCCGUUGUAGUCGCCUUCCCCCUAGUCGAGGACCCGAAUGUGUGUCUGUUGGCAUGGACAACCACGCCUUGGACCCUUCCAUCAAACACCGGUCUCUGCGUGAACCCCGAAUUCGAUUACAUCAAGAUUCUCGAUGAAGCGUCCGGAAAACACUAUAUUCUGAUGGAGAGCCUACUACGCACGCUCUAUAAAGACCCCAAGAAAGCCAAAUUCAAGAUCGUUGACAAGUUUAAGGGAUCUGUUAUGAAGGGGUGGAAGUAUGAGCCACUUUUCGACUACUUCGCCGAUGAAUUCACAGAGACUGGAUUCCGUGUGUGCAACGAUGGAUAUGUCACUUCCGAUGCUGGUACCGGUAUUGUCCACCAAGCACCUGCAUUUGGUGAGGACGAUUACAGAGUUGCUGUAGAACAUGGAGUUAUUACAGAUAAACGACUACCACCCAACCCUGUGGAUCCCACUGGUAACUUCACAUCAGAAGUCCGUGAUUUCGUCGGUCAGCAUGUCAAGGCUGCCGACAGAGCUAUUAUCAAGCACCUCAAGGGGAUUGGUCGCUUGAUUGUCGACGGCCAGAUUACUCACAGCUACCCAUUCUGCUGGCGCUCAGACACGCCUCUUAUCUAUCGAGCCGUGCCAGCCUGGUUCGUCAAGGUUGGACCUGUCAUCCCAACCAUGCUCAAAGGCAUUGAAGAUUCCCACUGGGUCCCAUCCUUCGUCAAGGAAAAGCGAUUCGCGAACUGGAUCUCAAAUGCUAGGGACUGGAACAUUGCUAGGAACCGUUACUGGGGAACCCCAAUUCCUCUUUGGGUCAGUGACGACUUUAAGGAGGUUGUUGCCAUUGGCAGUGUUGCGGAAUUGAAAGAACUUAGCGGUUACGAGGGUGAAUUGACUGAUCUCCAUCGUGACAAAAUCGACCACAUCACCAUCCCAAGCAAGCAAGGCAAAGGCGUGUUGCGCCGUGUGCCCGAGGUCUUUGAUUGUUGGUUCGAGAGUGGUUCAAUGCCUUAUGCAGCAGUCCACUAUCCGUUCGAACGUCAAGAAGAGUUCCAGAACGCAUUCCCUGCUCAAUUCAUUGCUGAGGGUCUUGACCAAACACGUGGUUGGUUUUAUACAUUGUCUGUUCUGGGUUGUCAUCUUUUUGGAAAGUUGCCGUACCAGAACGUUAUUGUCAAUGGAAUCGUGUUGGCUGAAGAUGGUAAGAAGAUGUCUAAGCGAUUGAAAAAUUAUCCCGAUCCAACUUUGAUCAUGGAUCGUUACGGUUCCGAUGCUCUACGACUCUACCUUAUCAACUCUCCCGUUGUGCGAGCUGAGCCCCUCCGAUUCAAAGAAGCAGGUGUGAAGGAGAUUAUUUCCAAAGUUUUGUUGCCAUUGUGGAACAGCUACAAGUUCUUCGAAGGACAGGUUGCUCUUUUGAAGAAGAUUGAGAACAUUGACUAUGUUUUCGAUCCCGAGGCGGAAGUCACCAACACCAAUGUCAUGGACCGAUGGAUUUUGGCCAGCUGUCAGAGUCUCCUCAAAUUCGUAAACCAGGAAAUGUCUGCUUAUCGUUUGUAUACUGUGGUUCCAAGACUUCUUGAACUCAUUGACAACACAACGAACUGGUAUAUCAGAUUCAACCGAAGACGUCUGAAGGGUGAGAAUGGUGUUGAAGAUACACAGCAUGCGCUCAACACAUUGUUUGAGGUCUUGUACACCCUUGUUCGCGGACUUGCGCCAUUCAUUCCUUUCAUCACCGACACCAUCUACUUGCGCCUUCUCCCCCAUAUUCCGCAGUCACUACGCGGGGAAGACGAUCGCAGUGUGCACUUCCAGCCAUACCCUCAAGUUCGCGAGGAGCUCUUUGACGAAGUUAUCGAGAGACGUGUGGCUAGAAUGCAAAGAGUCAUUGAGCUGGGCCGUGUUUCCCGUGAGCGCCGUACUCUGGCAUUGAGGACACCCCUGAAGACACUCGUUGUCAUUCACCAGGAUCAGCAAUACUUGGACGAUGUCAAGUCUCUUGAGUCUUAUAUUGUUGAGGAACUCAACGUGCGGGAUCUUAUCCUGUCCUCAGAUGAAGAGAAGUACAACGUACAAUACAGUGUCUCCGCAGACUGGCCCACACUGGGCAAGAAGCUCAAGAAGGACGCGCAAAAGGUGAAGAAGUCCUUGCCUUCAUUGACAAGCGAAGAUGUCAAGAGGUUUGUUGCCGAAAAACGCAUUGUCGUUGAUGGCAUCGAACUCGCCGAAGAGGACUUGGUCGUCAAGCGUGGUAUCAAGGAAGACGAGACGUCUCAGAAUAUGGAGACAAACUCUGACAGCGACGUCCUUACCAUCUUGGAUGUCAAUGUCUACCCCGAACUGGCAGACGAGGGUAUCGGACGAGAGAUUAUCAGCCGUGUCCAAAGACUACGUAAGAAGGCGGGCUUGCAGACUACAGAUGAUGUCAAGAUGGAGUACAAAGUGCUUUCUGAUCCCGAGGACAUCGGCUUGGCGAAGGUAUUCCAGACCCAAUCCGCGGCCUUUGAGAAAGUGUUGCGCAGACCUAUCGAUCACCAUGUCAUUACUAAGGUGGCCGGGGAAAUCCCCAAGGAAGAGGAGCCAGGUCUCAUCGUGGAAGAGGAGCAAGAAGUUCAAAAAGCAACCUUCUUGCUCAGACUACUCAAGCUGUGA